AUGCGUUUUCGUAUUUCCAAAGAACACGAGGCCUUGACCUUUGCUGGUUCGCCCCUGCGAGCUUGGGCUGAGCGCGUCGACCGUGUCCAUGACAACGUCCUAUUCAUCACCCUUAUUCGCCCUAAAUUUAUAGAAUGUAUUUCUAUAGGCUUACGUCUCCUGCCUGGCUUCCUUCUUCUGCCCUUGCAGCGUCAGCUGCCACCACAAUAUUACCUCCCUGGACGUCUUGUUCUCAAGACUCGCAAACCUGGCUGGGAUGAUGAGUUUGUUAAUGAAAAGGUCAUGUAUAAAAGACUUGAGCCGCUACAGGGCCGCAUUAUUCCCUGCUUCCUAGGGGAUGCAGAGUUUAAUAAUACACCCUCGAUUGUGCUAUCACGUUUUGAGGGUGUGCCCUCUAAUAAGCAAGGGCUAACUGCACUGCCGGCUGAGGAUUUCAAGCAACAGCUUGAGCCUAUCCUUCGGGCUUUUACUGACUAUGGGGUUAUUUAUGAUGACCCAAAGCUAGAUAACUUUCUAGUGGUCAAGGGCAAGGUCAAGGUAGUUGACCUGGAGAGCGUGUGCGAGGAAACUGAGGAGGACCGGGAGUACUCUGUCUAUACCCAUUGCAUACAUAUUAUGACACAAUACUCUAGAUACUUGGCAAGUCUAUCUGAUCCUAAUAGUUGGUUCUAA
Cordyceps militaris CM01 is the source of this 672-nucleotide messenger RNA. RefSeq names its product Protein kinase-like domain. The record is from RefSeq and is a predicted model, not a curated record. Lineage: Eukaryota; Fungi; Ascomycota; Sordariomycetes; Hypocreales; Cordycipitaceae. The transcript is spliced from 2 exons. Bases 1 to 672 code for a protein of 223 amino acids.